Molecule: messenger RNA, 4392 nt
Organism: Amyelois transitella
Lineage: Eukaryota; Metazoa; Arthropoda; Insecta; Lepidoptera; Pyralidae
Gene: Taf3
Product: transcription initiation factor TFIID subunit 3
Exons: 2
Coding region: 232-3678 (1148 amino acids)
Cellular component (GO): transcription factor TFIID complex
Molecular function (GO): protein heterodimerization activity
Source: RefSeq, a predicted model, not a curated record
CCCAAAAUGCAAUCAUGGCGCACGGGGUACUGUGUUUUUAGAAUGCUAAGAAGUUUUUACGUAAACACAUCAUUAUUUUGCACGGAAACUGAUUUUUGUGUUUAUAUAAAUUACCUGUGACUCUUAAAGAAUCGAUUAACGCAUACAUGUGUGUUCCAAGUUCGAAGUUUCCACCUGUUCGUAUUCACGUCUCUGUACUACUAGACACUUGCAGAUAACUUUGGUGUAAUAAUGUCAGAGGCGUACGCCCGAGAGAUACUUCGAAGGAAUGUUGCGCAAAUAUGCCAAACAAUAGGAUGGAACGGUAUAAACUCCACACCUUUGGACAUUUUGGUGCAUGUGUUGGAAAAGUACAUUCAGUCACUUGGUACACAAGCUAGUAGAUACGCCGAACAAUUUAAUAGGACUGAACCAAAUUUACAUGAUUUAGGAUUAGUAUUUCGUGAUUUACAAGUUCAGUUGCCCGAGCUCGCAGAGUACACGCGUUGUGUGCCGCCGGUGCCGCCGCCCGUCACUACAGAGAAGUUUCCCAAACCCAAGGAAUCUAAUUUGAAUUUCCUCAAACCUGGCAGUCAUGAAGUUGUCACAAGGCCAAUGCAUGUUCAUGAACAUCUCCCUCCUAUGUACCCGGAGAAGGAAAGAGACACACCUGCUGUUGCAGGGACGGUCGAAAUCCAACAAAAUGGCAUUGACAACCACAACACAUGCGCAAGCCCGGAGAUAUCAGUCACUGACAGUCCAGAGAAACAAAAAGAUAUAUUCAAAAGGCCCAUUGACCCUGUGUCAUUACCAAAUAGCAAGAGACCGAAGAUACGCUUGGACGAGGAGGAAAGAACAAGAGAAAUUAGUAGUGUAAUGAUGACCAUGUCUGGCUUCCUGUCCCCUGCCCGGGAGGGCAAGCUGCCAGAGGCUCGUCCACCAACAAUUGUUUCAGAGAAACACAUCGACAAACACAAACCAAACUCGCAUCAUUCUAAUCCUAUGAAAGAACCAAUAUUAGACAAAAGUGAUAAGAAAUCUAAGAAGAAAAAGUUAUUGAAUGGUAAAAUUAUGAAGAGUAAACGAAAAGAUAAAAGUCAUAAGAGUGAAAGUAGUAAGUCUAAGGAUAGUAAAAUAAUUAAUAAGCAUCCACCUGGAUAUCCAAUGAAGGGCAGAGAUGUUCAUCCGACACAUCAUAAUCAUGUAACAAUGCCGGCGCCAAAACCCUUGGCACACCUGCCCAAGCCUGUGAUGCCGCCACCUGUAAAGAAUACAAUGCCUCCUCCAUCAAGACCAUUGCCAGUUCCAGAACCUAUCAGGCCAGUCAUUAAGCAGGAGCCGUUGGAUCCACCAUCCCCUGUGUCAUCUAGAAGUUUUAUGGCAGAAGAUUCUAUACCUGUUCCACGAAAAAUACCAAUAUCAAAAUCACCACUUGUCUCAGCGCCCCUUCAUAAAAACCCAUUAAUGCCUGAAACAGAAAUCAAGAAAGAGGUUAUUGACGAAGAAGAGAAGUUAGCUUCUCAACCAGAUAGAUCAAAAAUUAAUAUAUUUAAAAGAAUAUCGAACAAAUCAAAAGAAGAUAGAAGCACUCCAGAGGUUGUUGCAGACAAAUCACAGUCUGACCCCAUGAUCUCAAGGUUGCAAAAUUCUGCACACGAAAAUUCUAUCGAUAAUAGAUCCCAUGAAAGUAUAAGAGUGAAAUCAGAUUUAGUUGUUAAUAAUAAUGAUAAUAGUGCUGUAGAUUUGUCUAAAGUUAUGGAUUUAAGAACUAAUGAAGUAAUAAGCAUUGAUGAAGACUCUAUGGACUUAGUCCCGCCCACGCACGCGCACCAAAACAAAACGCACUCGGAACCUCGCCCUAGUAUAUCAAUAAACAAAUCUUUGCAAGUACCUUUCCCCAAAGAAAUAGCUAGUGUGAGUCCAAAAAUAAAGAAAGAAAAGAAGCACAAAGAUAAGAAGGAUAAAGCUGCUAAACUCGAAGCCAAGCUGUUGAAGAAACAGCAACAGCAACUAGCGCUAGAGAUGGCCCAAAUGGAGAAGCAAAAUGUAAAAAUACCUAAUAGUAAACCUUCAAAGAGCAAAAAGGAAAAAUUACCACAGUUUCCACCUGGAUUUCCAUUCUUUCCAGGCAUGGCCCCUAAUAGAGGCUUGAUGCCUGGGCCUGGGUUAAUACCUAACCCUGGCCUCAUACCUGGAGCAGACUUCUACGGCUUAGCCAAUAAUCCUGCAUUACGGGGCCUAGCGCCACCCAAUUUAUUGUCAAAUCCAUUUGCUUUAGGUGGGCUUUCAAAUCCAGCUUUCUUACCAGGAAAUUUGGGACAAGGUUUGCCCAACCCUCUCAUGCCCAUGGGCAACUUUCCUCAUAGUUCGAGAUCGAUGAAAAUCCCUUCAAUGCUACGGCGCCCGAGCUUAGAGGUAAUUCCUGUCGAUAACGACGAAGACCGGGGGAUGCACAAGUCUCAAAACUCGCGAGAGAAAGAUCGCCACGAUAAACACAAAUCUCUUACCAUUCCAAAUAUCUUGCAGAAACACAAGAAAUCGCAUAAAGAACAUAAAUCGAAUCUAUUCAAAAUGCCUAUCGUUCAACCUGAUAUAACGAUAGAGUUAAACCCUCCUAAGAGCGAGCCAGUGAGGUCGUCGCCGCCACGACCGAUGCCAGUGCCGGUCCGCGUCAGAACACCUGAGCCUCCUCCCGCGCCAGAACCCAAACCAGAACCUGUUAAAGUAGAACCCGCGCCAGAACCUGAACAAGACAAAGAUCCAGAAACAGAAAGAAAGAAAGAUAAGUCACAUAAAAAGGAAAAGAAGGACAAAGAUGGAAUCAAAAUCAAGAAGAAGAAAGAUAAAAAGGAUAAGAGUAAGGAAAAGUCAGAGAAGAAACGGGAAAAGGAGGAGAAAUCCGAGAUGAAAGAGCUGAAGGAUAAAAUUAAGAAAGAGAAAAAGGAGAAGAAACGAGAGAAAGCCGCCGACGGCUUGGUGCCGAAGCUCACGUUGAAACUGAACUCGUCCAACUCCAACUCCCCGAUGCCGCCGAGCUCGCCCGACAUCUUCAAACUGAACAUCAAACCGAUCGUCAAAAAGGACGAAGAUGUGAGUUCGCCGAAGCAGGAGAUCGUUUCUCGUGAGCACAGCCGGUCGCCGGAACUCGCGCAGAUAUCGGCGCUGGUGACGCGGCCGCCGAAACCGAAACACUCGAAACACAAUCACGUCUCGGAAACCGAGGGGCAAGCGUCGCCGCCGGCGGGCGGUAGUUCACCCACGAGAAAGAAUCACCCGCCUUCUAGCCAUUCGAAGUACAAGAGGAUUCUGAUAAAGCCGCUGUCGAAGAAAGGCAACGUUGAGAGUUUCGAUGACGACGUAUCGAUAUCGGAAGAACCGUUGCCCCCGACGCCCGCACCAGUGGCGACGGAGAAGCCAUUACCCACGCCGUAUUAUGUAGACGAGCAGGGCAAUCAGAUCUGGAUUUGCCCGCCUUGUGGCCGGCCCGAUAACGGCUCGCCGAUGAUCGGCUGCGACGGCUGUGACUUCUGGUAUCACUGGAUAUGCGUGGGGAUCAGAGAAGAACCUAGUUCUACAGAAGAUUGGUUUUGCAAAACUUGUGUGACGAAGCGAGCGGGGAUGGCCCUCGCGGGAGUCACUCAGUCUGGGAAGAAACGCGGCAGAAAACCCAAAGGAGAGCGGUCGCGAGAGGCCCACUGAUGUCUUGUUGUUGAGAUUAAUUUAGUUGCAAUUCCGAGGCGCGAUUGUUAUGGAUUAUUGUUGAAUGAUAUCGAGAAAUGUUUUCAUCAUUUAUAAUGUUAUAUCGUAGGCUAGGCUUAAGUAUAGAUAAUGAUUGAAUAUUGACAUAAAAUGUUGAACAUAAAUAGUGUAGUUACUUGUAAUAAUUACCAUAAUUUUAAAAUAUUUUGUUACGAUUUCACUUAUUCGUCGUUCGCUCGUCAGAUCAAGUUGCGGGCGUACAGCUCGCGGACAUAGAUAUAAUAUUAUAAGAUUCUUUUUAUAUUGUACAAAAACUGAAUUUACUUAAGAUAUUGGUGAUGUAUAAAGUUAAUGUAGUGAAUAUUUAAAUAAACAGAAAGAAGGCUGGAUGUAUUUUCAGCUAUUAUUUGAAUAUUUUCAUAUUAUAAUUUUAAUAUAACCCUGUUUUUUUUUUUGUUGAAGUUGUUCCUUCAUGUACAGGGCUAGCACUGCCUCUAAUUUGCGUGGUAUAUUUUUUUUAAUGAACUAAAGCACUAUUACCGGCCAAAUGUAAAUGUUAUACUGGACCGCCAUGUUUUUCCGUUGCUAGGUUUGAAAAAUGGUGGUAUACCAUGCUUUCACAUUUCGCCGGUUAACUACAUAUUUGAGAGUGUGCCCGCCCUAAUGCAUUAAAUAAGUGGAGGAAGGCAAAUGUAAAUUUGAUUUCAGCCAGUG